Prinia subflava (tawny-flanked prinia) is the source of this 6394-nucleotide messenger RNA. It is a transcript of the gene PLCD1, whose product is annotated as phospholipase C delta 1. NCBI's taxonomy places the organism in Eukaryota, Metazoa, Chordata, Aves, Passeriformes, Cisticolidae. Gene Ontology annotation, molecular function: phosphatidylinositol-4,5-bisphosphate phospholipase C activity; calcium ion binding. Gene Ontology annotation, biological process: release of sequestered calcium ion into cytosol; lipid metabolic process; phosphatidylinositol-mediated signaling. The record is from RefSeq and is a predicted model, not a curated record.
CCGCCGUGCCGUGCCGCUGUCCCGCCGCCGGCGCUCGCUCCUCGGAGCCCCGAGUGCCACCAGCGGAGCUCCUGGAUGAGCAGGGGUCCCUGCGGGGGUGGCACGGCCCCCCAGCCCUCCCGCCUGGAUCAUGCAGUGCAUCCGAAGGCAGCCCAAGCGCAGCGCGUCCCAGGAGAACAUCCUGCUGGAGCAGAGCCGCCGGGUGGCCGCGCUGAACGGCAUCAGGCUGGGCCUCAAAGAUGACAAGGACCUGAAGUUCCUCCUGAAAGGCAGCCAGCUGCUAAAAGUGAAGUCAAGCUCCUGGAGAAAGGAGCGGUUCUAUAAGCUCCAGGAGGACUGCAAAACCAUAUGGCAGGAGUCAAAGAAGGUGCUGAGAUCCCCAGAGUCACAGAUCUUCUCCAUUGAAGAUAUCCGGGAUGUGAGGUCAGGCCAUAAAACAGAAGGUAUGGAAAAAUACGCCAAGGAUGUCCCAGAGUAUCGCUGCUUUUCCAUCAUCUUCAAAGACCAGCGGAAAAACCUGGACCUCAUUGCGAGUUCAGAGGAUGAUGCCAACCACUGGAUCGCCGGCCUUGGGAAAAUCAUAGCCCACAGCAACUCCAUGAACCAGAAACAGAAACUCCAACACUGGAUUCACACCUGCCUGCGGAAAGCUGACAAAAACAAAGACAACAAGAUGAGCCUGAAAGAGCUCAAAGACUUCCUGAAAGAAGUGAACAUUGAAGUCGAUGACUACCAUGCCAAGAAGAUUUUCCAGCACUGUGACAAGUCCAAGACAGAGGCUCUGGAGGAUGAUGAGAUAGAGGAAUUUUACAAGAUACUGACAGAGAGGAGGGAAAUAGACAGCAUCUUCCAAAUGUACUCGAACCCAGAAGGGUUCAUGUCCUGCCAGAACCUGGUGAGGUUUCUCUAUGAGAUACAGCAGGAAGAAGAUGCUGUUGUUGCUGCCCCUGCCUUAAUUCAGAGAUAUGAGCCCAAUGAAAGAGCCAAGAGGGGCAAUGCCAUGACCAAGGAUGGUUUCCUGAUGUACCUGCUGUCAGACGAGGGGAACAUCUUCAACCCGGCCCACCGCAAAGUUUACCAGGACAUGACCCAGCUCAGCCACUACUUGGUGUCCUCCUCACACAACACCUAUCUCAUGGAAGACCAGAUCACAGGGCCAAGCAGUACAGAGGCCUAUAUCAGAGCCCUCACCAAAGGCUGUCGCUGUGUGGAGCUGGAUUGCUGGGACGGCCCCAACUCGGAGCCCGUCAUUUAUCACGGCUACACUCUCACCUCCAAGAUCCUCUUCAGCGAUGUCAUUAAGGCCAUCAAGAACUAUGCAUUCAAAACCUCACCAUACCCUGUCAUCAUCUCCCUGGAGAACCACUGCAGCGUGGAACAGCAGAAGGUCAUGGCCCAGCACAUGACCACCAUCCUGCAGGACAUGCUCUUGGUUGCCCCAGUCGAUGGAAACAAAUCCCAGUUCCCCUCCCCAGAGCAAUUGAAAGGGAAGAUCUUGGUGAAAGGCAAGAAGCUGAGCAGGCAGGAGGACCCUGUCAAUGGGAACAACAACCUGGAGGCUGAGGAUGUCUCUGAUGAAGAUGAAGCAGCUGAAAUUGAAGAUGAAUCUGUGAAGACCAAGCUGGAGCAGAAGGGAAAGAGUGACACCUUGAAGCUGGCCAAGGAGCUGUCAGACACAGUUGUCUACUGCAAGAGUGUCCACUUUGAAGGCUUUGAUGACCCCAACCACCCUCGGGCUUUCUAUGAGAUGUCGUCGUUCUCGGAGAGCAAAGCUCUGAAGCUGGCCCAGGAGUCUGGAACCAGUUUUAUUCAUCACAACAUCAGGCACCUGAGCCGUAUCUACCCUGCAGGCUGGAGGACAGAUUCUUCCAACUACAGCCCCGUGGACCUGUGGAAUGUUGGCUGCCAGAUCGUUGCCCUAAAUUUCCAGACAGCAGGCACAGAAAUGGAUGUGUACCAGGGUCGCUUCCAGGACAAUGGGUUUUCUGGAUAUGUCUUAAAGCCAGAAUUCCUCCGGGAUGAACAAACCAAAUUCAAUCCAAAAGCCAUCACAGAAGGAACAUGGGUGACAAGGAAGAAGCUCCUGAUUAAAAUAAUCUCUGGGCAGCAGCUGCCAAAGGUGAACAAAAGCAAAAACUCCAUUGUGGAUCCCAAGGUGACGAUAGAGAUCCACGGGGUCCAGCAGGACAACAACAAGAAGCAGACCAAAGUCAUCGAGAACAAUGGCUUUAACCCAAACUGGAAUGAAGAGUUUACAUUUGACAUAGAGGUCCCUGCACUUGCCCUGGUCCGGUUUGUGGUGGAAGAUUUCGACAUGUCGACCAAGAAUGACUUCAUCGGGCAGUACACCCUUCCCUUCACGAGUCUGAAGCAAGGUUAUCGCCACAUCCAUCUCCUGACCAAGAACGGAGACCCGUACUCCUCCUCCACCCUCUUUAUCUACAUCAACAUCCAGGACUGUGAUUAGCAGCCUGGCUCCUCCAGGCCCCAGAGAGCCUCCUGACAGACCUGGAAGGAAUUCAGUGUGUGAGCCCUGCCAGUGCCAGGGUCAUUCCCCAGCACCUUCCCUGGAGCAGCACUGGGUGCUCCGUAGGACCCCCAAUGUGGAACAGCCAUGGACCUCCUCCCUGCUGCGUGCUGGAAACAUCCUAAUGCUGCUGUUGAGAUUCAUCCUUUAGUACCUGUUCGACCAAUCCAGCUGUGGUUUUAGUUCACUUUAUUUUGAUUUAUUUUUUUUUUAAUGUUGCUUUCAGCGAGAGGACAGGGACUCCUUUCUUAGUGAAGUACAGCUCCUGGGUUGGGCUCAGUCAGGCAUCUGGGCAAAGCACCCAACAUCUGUGCAAGGAAAAGUCUCCCUCAGCACUGCAAUCCGUGGCCAGGUGCCAGGUGACUUCUUGCAGCUGCAGGUGUCGGGCAUCUUUCACCAUGUGAAGUCCUAAACGGGAACACAUUUCCCCUCCUUUCUGUUACAGAUCAAAAAAGAAAGCUGCACUACAAAGCCCCGUGUUAUGUAACCCGAGUUUCCUUUUGUGUUGUAAUAAAAAAUACAUGAGCACUACUCUGCCUGUGUGCCUGGCUCUCAGCCAGGCCACUUUGCAUUCAAAGCCUGGCUCUCAUCCUGUGAAGGAGAGAGAAGCUGCUGCACAGCAGAUUUCCCUCUGACCCAAAGUGAAACCCACUCAAAGGGACCUCAGAGGUCUUUUGCCAAAGACAGUGGAAACAUGCUCAACUGCCAGCAGGGCUUUUUUUUUUUUUUUUUUUUUUUUUUUUUUUUUUUUUUUUUUUUUUUUUAAAUACACUAAAACGUUGUGUUUUUACAGAAAAAUGUCGUUUUUGAACAGAGAGGAAGUGGAUGUUGUGAGUGCUAGCAGGUCCCAGUUGCACUGUAGAGGUAACCCAGCAUGAGAGUGUUUUGAAAACAACACAGUAUUUAUGGCAACGAGUGAUUUGUCUCCUAGUAGAACUACAGAGUUAAGGGAAUAUUGUUGAAAUAAAAUAAUAUAUAUUUUGAAAUGCCAACUGUGUUACUAACAGUAUGUUAGACUAUUAAAAGUUUAAAAAAAAUCUGGAAGUGUUCAAUUACUUGUCACUAUUUGCCUCUUUGUCCUACUUGAAUGCAACAUAUAUGAAUUUGGAGACAAACAUGCUUAAUUUCUUAAAUUAUCAGCCUUCCUGGUGGUUCUGAUCGCUGGUGUUGAAGACAAGGGGCUGAUACCAAAGUUGUUAAUGUCCUUUGAAACAUAAGUGGGUCAUUUUAUUUUUUUUAGUCCAAAAUAGCCUGGAUUUAGUGAUUCUUAGGCCCACUGCAAGGCUGGGUUUCUUUUAGUCCUCCCUGGAGUUUGUUAUGUUGCAGUAAACAUUGCUGGACACAUUGAUUUUUCCUCUUGACUACAAUACUGUGUGAUGUUGUAAACCAUUGCCAGAUUAAAUGUGAAUUAAACCCACACCUCAAAGGCUGAUAUUGCAUUAACAACCAGCCAGGGAGAAGGGCCCAAGAGCAGAAGGCCCUGCAGGGACAGGGGCUCUCCAGGUCACCUCUGGGAUGGGGCACGUUGUUGGAGACAUUUGAAGGCCAAGGAUGGAACAUCCAUGGCUCUCACCCAGGGACAGCCUGAGUUUGGUGCCUGCUCCCAGUGUGCUCUCAGCACUUUGUUUUAGGCAGCCAUGGGAUGAAAAGCAAAGGUGAAGGUGGUAAGAAGUACUCUUGUAUCAGCACCAGCUCUUGUGGGGCAAGUGAGAAAGAAAUUCUUCCUUGUGAGAGCAGUGAGGCACUGGAAGAGGUUUCCCAGAGAAGUUGUGGCUGCCCCAUCCCUGGGAAUGUUCAAGGCCACUUUGGCUGGGGUUCCCAGCCUGGGAUAGUGGAGGUGUCCCUGUCCAUGGCAGGGGAUUGAACUGCAUCAUCUUUGCAUCUCCCAAUGCAAACCAUUCUGUGAUUCUGUGAAGUCAGAUCAGCCCUCUGGGUUGGCUGUGAACAUAUUACUGCCUUUUUUUGGGUGGCAGGAUUAGAUUUCAGUUGGAUUAUUGAGCUAAAGCCCUCACCUGCCUGCUGUGACAGCACUAGAGAAGUGGGGGACCAGGUGGCCAGGGGCAGGGUGGGCUUGGCUGGAUUGCAGAGAGGCCAGGUUUUCCUCUGCCUGUUUUGCACUCAGAGCUGGGCAAGAUCCCAGGGAAGAAAAAACAUCCCCAAUCAGGUAGGAACAGUUGGGGAAAGCUGCUAUAGCCAGGUGGGAAAGGAGCUGGGAUGGAGAUGGGGUGGGCAGAGCAUGAUGACAGUGCUGCAAGGUCUCCUCUGUCCCCAAAGGAAGGGACAUGGCCCGUGGUGUUACCACGUGAGCUCACUUCUGAACAGAUUAGGAAAUGCUGGAGCCCCACUGGAGGGAAGAGCUCUGGGGAAAAGAGCAGCAGAGGCAGGACAUGCCACCAACAUCACAGCAAAAGGCACCAAAGGGAGGAGGGGGGAGAGGAUCUUCAGAAAUCAGGCAGGGAGUAAAAGCAGCUCUUCCAUGAGGAGUGCAGCAGCAGUUUCCAUCAGACCCAGGUAUCAAAAGGCUCUGUGAAAUCCCAGGCUGGUUCCUGAGUGCUGGCAGGAGGGUUCCACUCGUGUUGGUGAGCGUGGUGGCCACAGGAAUUAAAGCAAUUUGCAGCAAACUGGCCUAAUCUCUCUAAUCUGUCGGCGUUUUGGCUGCUCUUCAUUUGACUGUGUGAAGCAUGUUAGGCCCACAGGUAGGUGGCAUUCCUGCAUCUUACUGAGGAGCGCAUGCAAUUCCUUAAUUUGGGAGCUGGCAGCAGCACUCCUCAGCAAGGCAAGGCAAAUAUUGCUGAUUCCAGCAGUGCCAGCAGAGGUUGAAACUUGGGGAAUGUGCACUGAUUGCAUCUCUUGUGAACACAACAGGAGCAAUCACACAGGUAAUUCAGCUGAUUUGUGUCUGUGCUUGACACUUUACUUACUCUGCACAGGGGUUCCAGUGGGUUUUGGGCUGGACCCUCAAGCAGAAAUGGGAUGAAGAGGUGGUAGGAACAGGGACAUAAAUAAAUCCCAACCCAUUGUUAAUUCCCAAUCCUUAAACACAAAGUUCUACCCAGAAGACCCCACCACCUGCAGGUCCCUGCUGCAGCCCAGCCAGCUGGUGACACUACAGCACAAUAAUGUGGUCCUGGACAUUGAGGCAGAGCUCUUUGCCCCUCAGUCAGCAUCCUGGAGCUCCCCAGCUCCAUGCCCACAUCCCUGCAGCAGGGCUGGGCACUCGGGACACCUGAACUGCCAGGUACUGCUGCUCACUGGCAGUGCUCCCUCAGGAGCAUGGUGGGGACAAAUGGCCCAAGCCACGUGGAGUUUGGGAACAGAAGGGGCCCCACCUCCUCAGAUUGUUCUUUUAUUUUCAAAAAUAUCAAAAAUUCCAUUGAUGACCAGGUGUUUGAAGGAUCUGUGGCCCUACAGAGCUUUUAUCUGCUGCCAUCCUACCCCCCCAUACUGAUCAAGGACACUUACAGUGCUGCUGCUGCUGCUGGAUGUUUAUUUAGAAUCACUGAUUAGGUUGGAAAUGGAGUAAAGCUGCAAACCCACAUUGUCUGAGUUUUUAAGACACUGUUUCUUCAUUUAGUUUACAGUUUUAUCCCAUAAUCACUGAUUGCUCACACUUCCCACUGCCCUCCCCAGUCACACUGAUCCCACAGUGUGGAACCAGCACUCUCAGCCCCACAGAUAUCACAGGAUGGAGCCCUGAUAAAAGCUUCAGUAGGACACCCUCUGCCUCAGGUCAUACCCAAAACCCUCCUGGCUUCCUCAGGCCUCUGGUCUGUGGGCAGGUGGACUUUGACAUUCACCUGGCCAUGGUCAGGGAGGCCAGGUGAGAUGGCAGAUGCUGUCUGAAUGAGAAAAAAAGUAGACAGAGUC